AUGAGUAAAGGUAAUUUAACAAACGAAUCUCUUACAUUAUAUGUUAUUCUCGAUUCAAUUGGCAUUGGUCUUUGUGCAAUAGCUAUUUGUAAAACAUUCAUAUUUAUUUUAUUCAUUUUAAUUCGUCGUCAUGUAAUACAAUCAAAAGAAAAAAUUGUUUUUCUUCUUAGUUUAAAUAUGUAUACAAGUAUAUUUGUAUUUGCUUUGUUUAUUCUCGACAUGUUUAUCUCGAUGAUGAAAGGUCAUAUUAAUCCAGAUGUAUCAGAAAUGGAUCAAGAUACACAAUGGUGUCGUAUAAAAGUUUAUUUAUCUACAAUUGCUCUUAUAUCUUCACUUUAUUCCAAUACAUUUCAAGCACUUUAUCGAUUCUUUCGAAUUAUUUAUUAUACACGUCCUUCUUUUUAUCAAAAUAUAUAUUUUUAUAGUUUAGGUAUACUUAUCUUAGUAUGUUUAAGCGCACUUCAACCAUUACCAAUACUUCUCAUUGGUGAAUAUCAAUAUGAAGAUUAUCAUUGUCAAAUUAGUUUAAUAAGUUGGCGUGGCAUGACAAUGGCAACUUUUCUUAUUUGGCUUUUACCUGUUUCACUCACAAUAGUCAUAUAUGUUUGUACAGUACAUUAUAUACGUCACAAUUCUUUAACAUUCACUGUACAACAACAAAAAAGAAUCAAACGUGAUAUGACUGUUAUAAGACGUAUACUCUGGUUAGUCAUUUUUAUAGUUUUAUUUGGAAUGCCUGCGGUUUGUACUACUAUUGUCUACUAUUUAUUUGGUUAUGUCGGAUGGUGGGCAAAUCAUUUAACGUGGUCAACAUUCAUAUUAUCUUUUACCGGUAUGAGUGUUGUACAAACAUGUUAUUCGCCUCAUCUUCGUGUUUUAUGGUCAAAAAGACGACAACAAAUUGUCCCAACAACGGCAAUAACACUCAGAACUUUGAAUUAA
Messenger RNA from Adineta steineri, 942 nucleotides. Lineage: Eukaryota; Metazoa; Rotifera; Eurotatoria; Adinetida; Adinetidae. The record is from the annotation of a GenBank genome assembly.